GUCUCCUUACACAGCGUCGCGCGCAGUGCGCGAGGGCCCCUCGUGGAGAGACAGACGUCACUGCUGUCAGUUUGUGUCCGUUUGUCACAUCGGUGGGUUUCAGUUCGAUUGAGAUGCUACUCAGACCCGCAGCCUCCUCACAGAGCGCCUCGUUUUCUCAUCUUUCGUUUCAAACAGCGACUACCGGUGAAGACAAAAACGGGAAUGAAUCACGGAAAGCGACAAUUUAACGGCGGAAAGAAGAAGACGUCGCCGGAAUGACCCCCCACAAAGAAACGCGUUUCCUCGCGCAGCGCUCCUGAAGCUCGUCCAACGGAUUCAAAGGCGCACAACCAGCAGUCAAUCAUGCCGGUGCGACGAGGUCACGUCGCGCCACAGAACACGUUUCUCGGGAUUAUCAUCCGCAAAUUCGAGGGUCAAAACAAGAGAUUUGUCAUAGCCAAUGCACGUGUCCAGAACUGUGCCAUCAUCUACUGCAAUGAUGCCUUCUGUGAGAUGACAGGGUUUUCCCGGCCGGACAUCAUGCAGAAGCCGUGCACCUGUGACUUCCUGCACGGACAGCUGACCAAGCGGCACGCUAUUGCGCAGGUAGCACAGGCUCUCCUGGGCUCGGAGGAACGCAAAGUGGAAAUCACCUACCACCGCAAGGACG
Sinocyclocheilus rhinocerous is the source of this 652-nucleotide messenger RNA. Its product is annotated as potassium voltage-gated channel subfamily H member 7-like. NCBI's taxonomy places the organism in Eukaryota, Metazoa, Chordata, Actinopteri, Cypriniformes, Cyprinidae. Gene Ontology annotation, molecular function: inward rectifier potassium channel activity. The annotation marks the transcript as partial. The record is from RefSeq and is a predicted model, not a curated record. The transcript is spliced from 2 exons. Gene Ontology annotation, cellular component: plasma membrane. Gene Ontology annotation, biological process: regulation of membrane potential; potassium ion transmembrane transport.